CCUCUCUUGAUCUUUCCCAGCACCCCCUUCGACCCAUCCACAAUCCAUCGCUCAAGAAAUAUGGCACCCGCCAUCGAAAUCGUUAGCUGGGUUGCAUCAGACGCAUACCUCCAAGACAAGAGUAUCGUAGAGGGCGGUGUCAAGUUCGUCUUGGGCGUCAAGGGCGUCCUUCAGGUAUGGAGCGGCUUACAGAUCGAAAAGUCUCGUCUCUUCAUGGUCACCGUCUGGGACUCCAUCGAGUCGCACAAAGCCCUCGAAGCCGACAAAGAACAGUACGGGAAAUCGUUAGGCCUGCUCGGUCCUACCAUGGCCGCGAACCCAGAAGUCGAGCUGUACCAUGCUGAGCUGGACGAGGACUACCCAGCGGCGUUCAACUCCCCCACGGUGGAGUUUGCGCUGAUCACGCCCACGGAAGAGGGCGCCACUGUGGAGACGUUCAAGACCCUCCUCGCGAAGCUGAAGGUCGAGGCGUAUAAAGACACGUGCACAGUAUUGGCUCUCAGCUGGGGCACCAUUGUCGAAAAGCCGCAGACAUUGUUGGGUGUGGUCGGUUGGAAAUCUAUAGAGGCGCAUCAUGAGGAGGUGAAGUCGGGGGGCUUCGCGGAUGUCGGCAAGCAAUUUGGUGCUAAAGGCAAGAUCGAGUUUGCACAUGUACACCUGGCCCCUGGGUCGAAGUGAAGAGGGAGUGCAAACACUUUUUGUAAAGGCAGUGUGUACGAGUGUCGUAACUUUGCGGCAAUACAAUGUUUUUUAUG
Heterobasidion irregulare TC 32-1 is the source of this 755-nucleotide messenger RNA. RefSeq lists its product as uncharacterized. The coding region runs from base 61 to 678 and encodes 205 amino acids. The transcript is spliced from 4 exons. The record is from RefSeq and is a predicted model, not a curated record. NCBI's taxonomy places the organism in Eukaryota, Fungi, Basidiomycota, Agaricomycetes, Russulales, Bondarzewiaceae.